AUGAUUCCUGAGAACUUGGUAAUGGCGAUUUUCUUCUUCUCCCAGACUGCUGUGGGAAUCCUAGUCAACUGGCUGCUUCUACUUCAUUAUUGCUUUUACUCUGUAUUUACUGGACAGAAUUUGAUGCCCAAAGACCUGAUUGUAAACCACUUGACUUUUGCCAACUUUUUGACUAUUAUCUCAAGAGGAAUACCUCAGACCAUGGCAGAGUUUGGGUUGAAAUAUUUUCUGAAUGACCUUGUGUGUAAACUUGUGGUGUAUGUUUACCGGGUGUCCCGGGGAAUCUCCCUGUACACCACGUGCCUCCUGAGCUGCUUCCAGGUGCUCACCAUCAGCCGGGGCAACACCAGGUGGGUGAGGCUUAAACACAGAGCCUCCAAGUACAUCCGCCUCUCCUGCUCACUCAGCUGGCUUGUGCAUCUGCUGCUAAACGUCAUGAUCCCCAUGAGAGUGACCAGCUCUGCUAACAGCAGGAAUGGUACAAAAAGAUUCACUUUUGGGUACUGCUCUGGCUUUGUCUCUGGCACUGUGGCCACUCCACUGUAUAUGUCCAUACUCUGCAUCACUGAUGUUCUGUGUUUGGGGCUCAUGGCCUGGGCCAGUGGCUCCAUGGUGAGCCUCCUCUACAGACACAAGAGGCAAGUUCAGUACCUCCGCGGUGCCCAGCACUCUUCUCAACUGUCCCCAGAGACCAGAGCCACCCAAACCAUCCUGAUCCUAGUGUGCACUUAUGCUGCCUUCUACUCAAUGUCUUCCAUCCUGGUACUCUACACAGCAUUCUUUAGCAAUCCAAAACUCUGGCUAAUCAACACAUUCAUAUUACUAGAAACAUGUUUUCCCACGGUGAGCCCAUUUGUCCUUUUCAGUAACAACAACUCUGCCGCCAAGCUCUAUUUUCCCUACUGGGGGAAAAGAUAA
Molecule: messenger RNA, 918 nt
Organism: Jaculus jaculus (lesser Egyptian jerboa)
Lineage: Eukaryota; Metazoa; Chordata; Mammalia; Rodentia; Dipodidae
Product: vomeronasal type-1 receptor 4-like
Exons: 1
Coding region: 1-918 (305 amino acids)
Biological process (GO): G protein-coupled receptor signaling pathway
Cellular component (GO): membrane
Molecular function (GO): pheromone receptor activity
Source: RefSeq, a predicted model, not a curated record